This is a messenger RNA of Cylicocyclus nassatus, 1465 nucleotides long. Lineage: Eukaryota; Metazoa; Nematoda; Chromadorea; Rhabditida; Strongylidae. The record is from the annotation of a GenBank genome assembly.
UCAGAUAUGACAAUCCUACACGUCUGUAUAGUCAUUGUGGGAUUCGUCGUUUCCCAACAAAGGGUCAACCAACCAAUGCUAAGGUUAUCGCAAGCACCAAGCGAUGAAUACACAAAAAAUCGGGGAUGGACAAAAACUGCAAUACAACGGAUGUGGCAAGAGCGAGAAAAGAUGUCACACACGCCGCUAUUUAAAUUCAGUUAUCCCGGCCAACCGAUGGUAGAUAUUAUAUUCAAAAACGAAUCCGCAUCAAGGACAGGAUCAGUAAAACAUCGCUUUGCAUGGUGUCUUAUGAUGUGGGCACUUAUAGAAGGGCACGUCAAGAAUGGCACUAACGUAUAUGAAGCAUCAUCCGGAAAUGCGGCCGCAGCACUUGCCUACAUGUGCCAUUUACUACAUAUUCCAUUUACAGCCUUAGUUCCUGACACUAUAGAGGAUAUCAAAGCGAGACAUAUCGAAGAAUAUGGCGGCAAAGUUGUAAAGGUUCCAUUCGGAGAAAGUUUGGUCCGAGCACGACAAAUGGCAAAAGAAAACGGUGGAUUUUUUAUGAAUCAAGAUGGCGCUGGUGACAAAGCUGAGGAAUUCCAUGAAAGUGGAAACUUUUCACUCGAGUCGGUGAAUUUGUUCCAUGAGAUGCUGAUGCAACUAAGUACCGACGACACUCAAAAUGUGAUAAUUCCGCACAUUUUCGUACACUCAGCUGGAACAGGCGGUACGAUAUCCUCAAUUGGACGAUAUGCGAAAAAAUAUGGACUCAACACUGAAAUAGUUCUCGCCGACACACAAUUUUCGGUUUACUAUGACUAUGUAAUGCACGAUAGAUUCAAGAACGAAUCCGGUGACAGCCUAUGGGUGGAGCCAGGAAUGGCAGUUAUUGGCUAUGAACCAAUGGGAGUGGUAAGGAUAGGCGAAACAACAAGUUUGGAUGCUGCUGUAAUCGAUCGAGUCAUCAAAAUACCCGAUAUCGCUGGCACCGCAGCCAUGCGAGUGCUACGAGAUCAAGGAGUUUCCGGCGGCACCAGUACUGGAGUAAAUUUCCUUGCCUCGCUACAUAUUGCUUCUACAGCAAAAAAGCCGGUGAAAGAACGAUUGACUAUAGCAACGAUUCUGGGUGAUCCAGGUCACUACUACGAUGCAACUUAUUACAAUCGAGAAUGGAUAGGGCGGAAGUUCGCGAAGCACGGUGGACUGAAAGCAUAUGAUUGCUGGUAUUCUGUGAUCUCAAAAUGUCUAGAAUCAGGCGAAGAUCCACUAUUUCUCGGAAGCAAGCAAUGUUCUAAGGGAGUAUUCUGAACGACAAACGCUCAGCGACUAAUGUGAUAUAAAUCUAGUCAUUCUUCAUUAACAUUUAUACACCAUCUAACAAUUCUGUGCUGAACAAGAUGAAUACUACAGGAAGUGAAGCUGAAGAUAACAAUGUUCUCCGAAAUUUGUAAAACAUCAAAAAGUGAACAACGCUUUGACU